AUGCGGAACAGAUGGGUCUCGGAUGCCCCAUUCACGCUCCACAGAACAAACAUAUCCGAAUGCACCAGCUACGUUUAUCUGGAUCGGGAAUUGAACAUGAUGAACGAUCUGACCCCCGAGCUGGGCAUGAGAAGACGAGCGGCUUGGAGAGCGUACAAGAGCAUCGAGGAUGUAGUGAAAAAGACCAGGAACACCCGGCUCCGUGCUCACCUCUUCAACACCACCGUACUUCCUGCUUUGACUUAUGCUUCGGAAACCUGGGCAUUUCGCAAGCAGGAAGAAAACGCGAUGAGCGUCAUUGAACGUACAGUUGUGAAAGUGAUGCUAGGAGUAUCCCGUUUCACGCAAGUGAGGGACGGGAUUCGAAGUUUUCUCCUACGUCAGCGAUCGAAGAUUAUAGAUGCAGUCGCGUUUAUCAAGGAAAGUAAAAUAAGGUGGGCCGGACACGUGGUGCGCUUUACCGACAACCGUUGGACCAGAGCCUUGAGCGACUAUGUUCCCCGCGAUAUUAAGCGCACUACAGGAAGACCGCCGACCCGAUGGUCAGAUUUCUUCACGAAGUCCUUCAAAGAAAAGUAUGAUGCUCUUCGUGUUCCACGCGAAAGGAGGAACCAUUGGGCUACUCUGGCACGCGAUCGAGACAAAUGGAAGAAUUACUGGCGUCCGCUCGACCAGUUCGAAGAUCAACGGGAGUCAAGGUGA
Messenger RNA from Necator americanus (New World hookworm), 702 nucleotides. RefSeq lists its product as uncharacterized. Bases 1 to 702 code for a protein of 233 amino acids. The transcript has a single exon. Lineage: Eukaryota; Metazoa; Nematoda; Chromadorea; Rhabditida; Ancylostomatidae. The record is from RefSeq and is a predicted model, not a curated record.